GGAGCUUUGCACAUGUAUCUCGUCUCUCCCUGGCCUCUGCUCUGCAGCUUGCCAAGCCCCCAGAAAGCAAGGUGGGCCUCUCAGCAGUGGACCUCUCCUUUUGCCUCCUUCUCCAGGUGACUGGUCUGCUGGUCUGGACUUGAUCCUUCCCCCAGAUCACCAUGGCCGUGACCAAGGCCAGAAACCCCCGGGAGGCAUUGCUCUGGGCCUUGAGUGACCUUGAGGAGAAUGAUUUCAAGAAGUUAAAGUUCUACUUACGGGAUAUGACCCUGUCUGAGGGCCAGCCCCCACUGGCCAGAGGGGAGUUGGAGGGCCUGAUUCCGGUGGACCUGGCAGAAUUACUGAUUUCAAAGUAUGGAGAAAAGGAGGCUGUGAAAGUUGUCCUCAAGGGCUUGAGGGUCAUGAACCUGUUGGAACUUGUGGACCAGCUCAGCCACGUUUGUCUGCAUGAUUACAGAGAAAUAUACCGAGAGCAUGUGCGCUGCCUAGAGGAGUGGCAGGAAGCAGGAGUCAAUGGCAGAUACAAUCAGGUGCUCCUGGUGGCCAAGUCCAGCUCAGAGAACCCAGAAUCACCUGCUCACCCUAUCCCGGAGCAGGAGCUGGACUCUGUCAUGGUGGAGGCUCUAUUUGAUUCAGGGGAAAAGUCCUCCCUGGCCCCAUCCUUAGUUGUGCUACAGGGGUCUGCUGGCACUGGAAAGACCACUCUCGCCAGAAAAAUGGUGUUGGACUGGGCCACUGGUAGUCUGUACCCAGGCCGGUUUGAUUAUGUCUUUUAUGUAAGCUGCAAAGAAGUGGUCCUGCUGCUGGAGAGCAAACUGGAGCAACUCCUUUUCUGGUGCUGUGGGGACAAUCAAGCCCCUGUCACAGAGAUUCUGAGGCAGCCAGAGCGGCUCCUAUUCAUCCUGGAUGGCUUUGAUGAGCUGCAGAGGCCCUUUGAAGAAAAGUUAAAGAAGAGGGGUUUGAGUCCCAAGGAGAGCCUGCUGCACCUUCUAAUUAGGAGACAUACACUCCCCACGUGCUCCCUUCUCAUUACCACCCGGCCCCUGGCUUUGAGGAAUCUGGAGCCCUUGCUGAAACAAGCACGCCAUGUCCAUAUCUUAGGCUUCUCUGAGGAGGAGAGGGCGAGGUACUUCAGCUCCUAUUUCACGGAUGAGAAGAAAGCUGACAGUGCCUUUGACAUUGUACAGAAAAAUGACAUUCUCUACAAAGCGUGUCAGGUUCCAGGCAUUUGCUGGGUGGUCUGCUCCUGGCUGAAUGGGCAGAUGGAGAGAGGCAAAGCUGUCUUAGAGACACCUAGAAACAGCACUGACAUCUUCAUGGCUUACGUCUCCACCUUCCUGCCGCCGGUUGAUGAUGGGGGCUGCUCCGAGUUUUCCCGGCACAGGGUCCUGAGGAGUCUGUGCUCCCUGGCCGCUGAAGGGAUUCAGAACCAGAGGUUCCUAUUUGAAGAAGCUGAGCUCAGGAAACAUAAUUUAGAUGGCCCCAGGCUUGCCGCUUUCCUGAGUAGUAACGACUACCAAUUGGGACUUGCCAUCAAGAAGUUCUACAGCUUCCACCACAUCAGCUUCCAGGACUUUUUCCAUGCCAUGUCCUACCUGGUGAAAGAGGACCAAAGCCAGCUGGGGAAAGAGUCCCGCAGAGGAGUGCAAAGGCUGCUGGAGGCAAAGGAGCAGGAAGGGAAUGAUGAGAUGACCCUCACUAUGCAGUUUUUGUUGGACAUAUUGAAAAAAGACAGCUUCUUGAACUUGGAGCUCAAGUUCUGCUUCAGAAUUUCUCCCUGUUUAGCGCAGGAUCUGAAGCAUUUUAAAGAACAGAUGGAAUCUAUGAAGCACAACAGGACUUGGGAUUUGGAAUUCUCCCUCUAUGAAGCUAAAAUAAAGAAUCUGGUAAAAGGUAUUCAGAUGAACGAUGUAUCGUUCAAGAUAAAACAUUCAAAUGAAAAGAAAUCCCAGAGCCAGAAUUCAUUUUCUGUCAAAAGCAGCUUGAGUCAUGGACCUAAGGAGAAGCAAAAACGUCCUUCUGUCCAUGGACAGAAGGAGGGCAAAGAUAACAUAGCAGGAACACACAAGGAGGCUUCUACUGGAAAAGGCAGAGGGACAGAGGAAACAGACGAGGAAGUUAGGUGCAGUGGGAUGGGAAGCAGAGAAAUGGGGACAAUCACGCUGAAGGAUUGGAGGAAUGAAGGGGUGAAGGGACAGACAUGA
This is a messenger RNA of Mandrillus leucophaeus (drill), 2204 nucleotides long. RefSeq names its product NLR family, pyrin domain containing 10 (gene NLRP10). The coding region runs from base 162 to 2204 and encodes 680 amino acids. The transcript is spliced from 2 exons. Lineage: Eukaryota; Metazoa; Chordata; Mammalia; Primates; Cercopithecidae. Gene Ontology annotation, biological process: positive regulation of inflammatory response. The record is from RefSeq and is a predicted model, not a curated record. Gene Ontology annotation, cellular component: cytoplasm.